Molecule: messenger RNA, 1795 nt
Organism: Phacochoerus africanus (Common warthog)
Lineage: Eukaryota; Metazoa; Chordata; Mammalia; Artiodactyla; Suidae
Gene: MORN5
Product: MORN repeat containing 5
Exons: 5
Coding region: 49-540 (163 amino acids)
Source: RefSeq, a predicted model, not a curated record
CUGAAAACUCCGGGAUCUCAAAAUCGUUGGAAGCUAGAGGCAGAUGCCAUGGAGUACACCGGGAGCCAAUAUAUUGGGGAAUUUGUAGAUGGGAGGAUGGAGGGCAAAGCCGAAUACAUCCUCCCUACUGAAACAAAAUAUGUUGGUGAAAUGAAGGACGGCAUGUUUCAUGGCCAAGGAACCUUGUACUUCCCCAGCGGGAGCCGAUUUGAUGCCGUUUGGGAGAAAGGAUUGGUGGUGAAGGGCAGGUACACCUUCUCGGAUGGGCUGCAGUACGACGCUGAGAACUGGCACUACUGUGACAGCUACGAUCGGAGAUUUUACACUGAGAUCUGCCACGGCUUGAAGCCUGCAGGAAUCUCUCAACUCACCAACAUGGACCCGCCUAGAGAAAUCCCUCCCGGCUGGUAUGACUGCGGAGAUGGCUUCUACAACCCCACCACAAGAAUAGUCAAGGACUAUAGGGGUCGCUUUCUGAGAAAUGCAGGAAGGAUGCUCCAGAGCCGCCUUGGCAGCGUGUAUGUGUGUCUCUUCGCGUAGCUCUUGCUCGCCUCAACUAGUAGGAAUCAUUUGCAAAAUAACGGCACCACUAAGCCUUCCUCCCUCCCCGCAAUUAAUGACACCCCAUGCGCGUGUCUCAGAUGAAAGGCACAUUAUUAAUAUUCAAAGGAAAAAACCCUCGUAAACCAUUUUAACAUAUACAACUAACAAUGCACUAAAUUUGCUUUGUGGAAGACAGAGAGUGAGCAUUCCAAAUUAGUUUAUGUAAAAGCUGAAAUUCUUCCCCGAAAGGUCUCAGUACCAUCCUCAAAGAAUAUCCUGAUCAUCAGAAAUGCCAUCAAGAUUCCCGCCAACAUUAUCCCCUUUGUUGUCUGAAAUGUCGAAUCAAGCACAUCUGGCAAAUGUCCUAGAGCUCACAAAUCUUUCAAACAGCGUAUAAUUCCCAACGGUUAAAGAGAGAACGCCACGGCUUAAUCGUGCCGCUCUUCAAAAUAGCACCAACUUUCCUUCAAUCAGAAACAAUGGCUGGGGCUUCUUAAAAAUAUCCCAUACCAGUGAUUAUUUGCAGAGAGGGCCCUUUGCGUUUGAACCUGUGGGUUCCAGGCAGAAUUUUAAAUCAAGAUCGAAAGCCUCAUGUGACUGCACACUCCAUUAAAUGGACAAUGCGAAGAAUUAGGGAUGUGAUCUGGGGCCCGAAGAGUGACCCGGCCUGUGUGAUCUGCAGACUUUGGGAGGUGAAGACUGGCUCCACCAGAAUGAGGAUGGAGAGGAUGAAGGUGAUGGGGGGGUGGGGGACAGCUGGCAUUGACUGAGCAUUGACCCUACACCGGACACUCAACUAAGGGGGAGGGAAGUAUUGUCCUGUUUGACAAAUGAGGAAACUGAGGCUCCUUGAUGGUAAAGAAUUCCCCCAGGAAAUUUGGCAGGAACUGGGAUUCACACUCGGGCUUAUCUGCAUCCGGAGCUUGGCCUCCUUCCACUUUGCCUGGCCAGCUCCAAGAUCGUCUGUCCACAGAGGGGACCCCCCGGGCACUGGUGUUUGUCUGCUUCCCACCCAACCUGAGAAAAGCUGCGUGGUGAGCACCUGGAAGUGCAAGACCACUUGAUCCUCUAAAGUUUUUCUGGUACUAUUUAAACAGGUGGAAACUGGAAACAUCCCAAAUGUCCAACACGAGGGUACUCAUUAAAUAAUAUAUGGGAGUCUGGGAUUAGCAGAUGCAAACCAUUAUAUAUAUGAUGAAUAAACCACCAGAUCCUCCUGAAUAGGACAGGGAACCAUAUUCAAUAUCCUGUG